UGAUAUUAGAAUAAAACAUUUGAAAGAUAUGCUGGACAAUAAGAAGAUUGAGAUACCAAACGCAAAUGAACUAGAACUAAACACUCAGUUAAAAGAAAGAGAUGACCAGUUAUCUGAAUUGAGUAUCCAGCUUCAACAUACUUUAGAACAAAUGCAGGAAACGGAGACCGCUUUUGAUGCAAGAGUCACUUCACAACGAAAGAAAAUUCAACAUCUUGAAAGUGAGUUGGAUCAAUGUAUUCUAACAAUUAACUGUAAAACGGUACAAAUGACGGAAAUGAGUAAAGUAAAUAAACAUUUAGAAAAGAAUGUAAAGGAAAAUGAUGGAAUAAUACGUAAACAAGGUGAUCAACUGAAUUGCACUUUGAAUAGACUGCAAGAAAAAGAAACUGAAUUUGUUGGAACAAAUAUCUCAUUAAAGAAGAAAGAACAGGAGCUUGAGCGUCUUGAUCAGAAAGUAAAAGAUCUGGAGGAAACGUUAGCAAAGAUGAGGACGGAAAUUAAUGGUGGAAAUGAACAUCUCCUAAAUCAGGUGAAGGAAAAGGAUAAACAACUAUCUGAUCUGAGUGAUCAGCUGCACGAAGCUUUCGAACAAUUACAUGAAAACGAUAUUAAACAGGGUGAAACUAUAACCUCACUAAAGCAAGAAAACGUGCAUCUUGUGGCGCGAGUUAAUAGUAGUGAAAUGCAAGUGUACACUCUAGAGAAAAUGUUAGACAACACAAUUUCCGAAAUAACUGAUAUAAAUGAACGAUCUGCAAACAACGCUGCAAAUGAAAAUGAUGAUCAGAUAUCUGACAUGAAAGUUCAGCUGGACCUUACUUUAAAAUCAAUGCAUGACAAAGAGUCUGACUUGAAUGGCCUUAUCACAACACUGAAGAAAAAAUCUCGGGAAAAGGAUGAUCAGAUGCUUGAAUUAAGUGUUCAGUUAACACGAACUUUGAACCAAUUGCAUGACAAAGAAACUGAAAUGAGACAAAAUGACAUUGUGCUGCAGAAAAAGCAAAAAUAUAUUGAGGAAGAGGUAGAUGAUAAUAAGUGGAAAAUUAAACAUCUGGAAGAACUAUUAAACAGAAAAGAAAAUGAGAUGACGCAAAUAAUUCACAAAAAUAAACUUUUAGAAAAAAAGCUAAUGGAAAACUACAAAAGUAUCUCUGAACGGGAUCAAACUUUGAAGAAUCUUGAUCUGACAGUGAAAGAGCUUGAGAAAAUUAUUAAUAAUCGUGAUCUAACAGUGAAAGAUCUUGAGGAAAAGUUACAAAAAAUGAGAACUGAAAUCAGAGAUGGAAGUGAUAGCCUUGUAAUUGAGGUGAAGGAUAAAGAUCAGCAGUUGUCUAAGCAGGCAGCUAGACUGCAACAAAUCUUAAAUCAGUUACACGAAAAAGAGUCCGAAUUAGGUGGAACUAUUUCUUUACUAAAGAGACAAAUACAAGGAAAGGAUGACCACAUAUCUGAACUGAAACAAGCUUUGAAACUGUUAGGUGACAGAGAAUUUGAAAUGAAAGAAAUCGACACUUCGCUGAGGACGAAACUUGAUUAUCUCGAGAAGGAAUUGGAACGCCGUGAGCGGGAGGUAGAAAAACAUUUAGAGGACAUUUUAAACAGUAAAACGGCAGAAAUUACUAAAAUGAGUGCUCAAAAUGAAUAUCUAGAAAACAAGGUGAAAGAAAAAGACGAACUGAUUGAUCAGCGGGAUCGCGUCUUGAAGAAACAGCAAGAAGCAAAGACUGAGUUGUGUGGAAUUAUAACUUCACUACAGAAGAAGAAUGAGGAUCUUGGAACAGACAUUAACGAUCGUGAUUUGACAGUAAAAGAUCUUGAAAAAAGGUUAGAAAGAAUGAGGAUGGAAAUUAGUGGUGGAAAUGAACGUCUUAUACUGGCGAUGACGGAAAAAGAUAAGCAGAUAUCUAAACAGGCGGCUAAACUGCAACAUGCCUUAAAUAAAUUGCACGAAACAGAGGCCGAAUUAGGCGGAAUUAUUACUUCACUAAAGAAACAAAUUCAGGGAAAAGAUGACCAGAUAUCUAAACUUGGAGAUCAGUUGAAACAAACUUUGAAACUGUUAGAUGACAAAGAAUCUGAAGUGAAAGAAAUUGACGCUACUCUGAGAAAGAAAAUUGAAUAUCUGUUGGAACGCCGUGAGCGGAAGGCAGAAACACAUUUACAGGAAAUGUUAAACAGAAAAACGGCAGAAAUUACUAAAAUGAGAGCAGAAACUGAUCUUCUAGAAAUAAAAUUGAAGGAAAACGACAAACAGAGUGAUCAGCGGGAUCGAAUUUUGAGGAGACUGCAAAAAGCGGAGACUGAAUCGAGUAGAAUUAUAAAUUCACUGCAGGAAAAGAACUACGGUCUUGAUACGGAUAUCAAGGGUCGUGAUAAGAAAGUUAAAGAUCUUGAAGAAAAAAAUGCAAAAAUGAAGACUGAAAGUAGAGUUGAAAAUGAACGGCUUAUAAUGGAGGUGAUGGGAAAAGAUAAGCAGAUAUCUGAACAGACGCUUCGUCUGGAACAAGCUUUAAGUCAGUUUCAUGUAAAAGAGACCAAAUUAGGUGAAACUAUCAUUUCACUAAGAACAGAAUGUCAGGCAAAAGACGGCCUUAUAUCUGAACUGAGAGAUCAGUUGAAACAAACUCUAGAAAAGCUGGAUGUAAGAGAUUCUGAAUUAAAAGAAAUUGAAACUUCCCUUCAGGAGAUGGAACGCCAGAAACGGAAAGCAGAAAUACAUUUAAAGGAAAUGCUUAAAAAUACAAACGUAGAAAAAUCUAAUGUGAGGGAAAGAAAUGAAACUCUAGAAAACAAGGUGAAGGAAAAAGAUAAACAGUUAAUCGAACAGAGAGAUCAAUUGCGACAGACUGUUAAACAAAUGAAUGAAACACAAGAUAAAUUAGAUGGAGUUAUUACUCCGCAAAAGAAGACAAUUCAGCAUCUUCAGAGAGAGGUUGAACGACGUGAUCUUAAGAUAAACGAUAUAGAGAAACUUUUACAUAGUAUAAAGACUGAAAGCAGAGGAAAUCAGCAGAGUGAAGCUGUAAUAGAAAAAGAAGUUAAGAUAGCAGAGCUGAAAGACCAGUUGCAAAAGACUUUGACAACAUUGCAAGAUACAGAGGCUGAACUAGACGAAACUAAAACAAGGCUCAGUAAAGCUAUGGGAGACAGACUGACUGAUAACAACCCAAAUAUUACGGACUUAAGCGACAAAAAUCGCCCUACAAAACUCGCUGAGAGAUGUGCUGAGCUGUAUGAUAAUCAGUGGACUGAUGCGUUUGACAUUCUUGACAAAUACUUCGAUACAGAAGAAAAUGUUAUAGGAGCCCUCUUAGAGAUUUUGCAGGAUACUAUGACUUUCUGCAUAAAAAGGGCACAUGAACAGAUGGAAGAAUUAGGACGUGAACUGAAAUUUGCAGACCAACAUGGAAAUGGAGAUGUAUCAGCAGAUGUGCGUAAACUCUUGAAAGAUUGCAGAAAGGCAGUAGCACCUGUUGCCGUUGGAAACCUAUAUACGAUGUAUGAGUCUCGUCUUAAACGGUCAACUGAUAAAACAUUAAGAACAGCUUUAGAAGUCAGCUCAUAUACAUCAGAAUGUCUUGAAAUCUGCUGGUUUAUGAUGAUCCAAGAUCCGCCCGUUGCGUUUGCUCCGUUGCUUAGAAAAGGUUCAAGCUUUAACACCGACUUGUACAAACCAUAUACCAGCAGUGGGACAAACAUUGACUAUGUAGUCUGGCCUCCUUUGCUUUUACACGAGAGUGGUCCAAUUCUGGCGAAAGGCGUAGCUCAAGGGUACGGCAAGAAAUCAAAAAAGAGUGCAGAGUGAAAUGAUAAUGUCACAACAGUUGAUAAAUAACAGUUCAGCACGUUACACAGUACGAUAGAGACAAGAACAUCAGACUGAUAUGUAGAUGUAACUACAUGCAAUAAUAGUAUGAUUUAUUAUGCCUGUUUUUGAUGAUGAUUAUUAUUAUUAAUAGUAUUAUUGUUGUAUCUACUUAAACUUUUAAUGUGUCACUUAGUUUAUAACCAGCAUGUUAUUUGUGUACACGACCACUAGAAUCUUCAAAGUUAUACAUCUUACUAGAAUCUAAGUGCGAUAUUCCUUUUGUUUUAAAAUUCUUAAACGCAUACAUAAACAGCCUCAACUCGGGACAAUUCAGUGUCUACCUGUUUAUCAUUUCAUUAGACUGCAACUCUCACGAACACUUUAUUUGAUUUUUCGACGGCGUUCUUUUUGCGGUCGCUUUAUGUUGUAGUUGCUUUUUGUAUGUCCUGUAAAGGUUCCCUUGAUCAUAACAGUAUCACUGUUGUGUGUUACACUUUUUCGUUUUUCUGAUCGCUUUCCCAUUAUAGACAAAUAAUGAAGUUACGGCGCAAAAUGAUAAUUUAGACUUCAGAGUGAUAUUAUUUAUUAUUUCGUUCGGAGUCUAAAUAGUUUUCCAACUGAAUGUAGUUAUUUCGUCAAUCACAUUCGAGAAGCUUCCAGUAGAAGCUAGAGGAGAUUGAUUAUCUUAGUCACAGUUAAUCGUGUCAGUUAAUUGUCACGUUUUUUUAAUCUCAAAGAGCUUUCUCGACAGUUUUUUUUCAACAGUAUCAAACUUCUGCCCUUCAGCCAAAGGAUUUUAAUACUUAUAUGUAAGGACUGGUGCUUUACAGGUUCAAAUUAUCUAAAAACUAUUCAAAAUAUUUUUACUUUGAUGACGUCUAUGGCAGACUGUUGGAAAAGUCAUUAUUAUUAUUAAGUAUUAUUAUCAUGUAUACCCUUUUAUAUUUUUGUAUAUCCAAUACAUUGCAUACUUUAUUGUUAUAUCAUCUAAUAUUCUGAGUGACAAAUGUUUUAGGCACAAUAUACCGUAUCAUAACGAUUUAAUUGCCCUGAAACUUCUAUUUCUGCUUCGUUAUAAUCACGGUUCAUUUUUAAUAGUUGUUACACGUCCAACUUCAUGUAAAGGGAGGUAAUUUGAAAUAUGAUAAGUUUGGUCUAAAUAUGGAUAUUCUCUCACAAUAGGAAUUUCCUGAUUUUGUUUCUUGGAUGUUACUAUAGUUACAAAGUAUUGUUUAGGAAUUCCACAUGUUAGUCAGAAAUGUCAUUAACACAUAAUAGCGGUUUCAUGGAAUAAAAAAUAAUACACAUAUUUUUAUUAGAAUAUAAAACACCGUAGCAUUUGGUCAGUAAUACCGAUAGUGUAUCUAUAGACCUAAUGAAAAUUUCGAUUUAGAAUUUGUAAAGCAAAGUUGUACAUAUCAACAGUGUGUAUAAAGAAACAUCUAUUGUUUAUCUGUGCUAUCUUCAAUACACAGACAAGGCAUAUUAGCUUUUUGUUUUAUAUUUCUUGGUAAUAUACACUGUUCUGUUCAAACAUUUUUAUUUUAGCAAGCUUUUAAUAAAGAUGUGAUUAUAUUAGUUUCUCAAAUAUUAGAUUACUUAAAGUAUUGAUUGGUUUUUUCCUAUGAAGAUGUUGCGAAUUACUGUAACAGUUGUGUGCUAAUGAUUUUGAAAUCGCCUUAUUUUUUAAAUAUAUUGAAGAAAAUUAAAAAAGACUCAUUCACACAAGGAAAAAAAUUAUUCCUUUAAUCUGUAUGCAAAUAUUUUUGUUAAUUUAUGAUUAUUUAUUACAUACAAUGUGUCAUCAAAUGUAUGCCAAAAGAAGUUGUAACAGUUUUAAUUAACAGAUCUCAAUUAAGUAAAGGGACACAACUAAGUUUUACAGUAUAAUCAUUGAUUUGUCAUUUGAUCAAGUUACCUGAAAUAGAAGAUAUUAAAUCUGUAAGAGUUUCUUUUGAAAGCAGUAGAUUUUUACAGUACUUUACGUUCAUCCCUGUUAGUAUGUGAGUUUAUGCAUGCUUAACUGAUUUUCGUCUAUAUGAAAAUUGCAAAUAUAAAUUACAAAUAUAUGCUUAAUUGCA
This is a messenger RNA of Mercenaria mercenaria, 5892 nucleotides long. Its product is annotated as putative leucine-rich repeat-containing protein DDB_G0290503. Lineage: Eukaryota; Metazoa; Mollusca; Bivalvia; Venerida; Veneridae. The record is from RefSeq and is a predicted model, not a curated record. The transcript is spliced from 6 exons. Bases 29 to 3808 code for a protein of 1259 amino acids.